UCACAACGAUAUUCACGGCAUACAGAUACAAAGGCAAAGCUGUAAUGCAUUGUGUGUUGUGUCGUUCACUCAAGUAAAGUAACCCACAGUUUUCAGACGCGCGCGCUACAGAAACAUUGAAGAGAGUCAAGCCGCUUUCAAGCUGAAACAAACAAAUAUAGCCGGUGCAUUAUUAGUGCAUAAAAUUUCGCUAAGUUUUUUAUUCGCAAAAAUCUCCCAGAAAGUUUGCUGAUUCUUUUGGGAAUAAAGAAUUGUUUUUGAUAAAUCGAAACGCGUGUAAAAAAUUGGUGAAAUAUAAAAAAGAGGAAAAAUGUCGGUACCAGCACACAGCAAAAAGCGCGUUUGCUAUUACUACGAUAGCGACAUUGGCAACUACUACUAUGGCCAAGGACAUCCAAUGAAACCACAUCGUAUACGUAUGACCCAUAAUCUAUUGUUGAAUUAUGGACUGUACCGUAAAAUGGAAAUCUAUCGUCCACACAAAGCCACCGCGGACGAAAUGACCAAGUUCCAUUCAGACGAUUAUAUUCGGUUUUUACGGUCAAUUCGACCAGACAACAUGUCGGAGUACAACAAGCAAAUGCAACGGUUCAACGUGGGUGAAGAUUGUCCGGUAUUUGAUGGACUGUAUGAGUUUUGUCAAUUGUCGGCUGGUGGUUCAGUGGCGGCGGCUGUAAAAUUGAAUAAACAAGCCUCAGAGAUUUGUAUUAAUUGGGGUGGUGGUUUGCAUCAUGCCAAAAAAUCCGAAGCAUCUGGUUUUUGUUAUGUCAAUGACAUUGUCUUAGGCAUUUUGGAAUUGUUAAAAUACCAUCAACGUGUUCUCUAUAUUGAUAUUGAUGUCCAUCAUGGUGAUGGUGUCGAAGAGGCAUUCUAUACCACCGAUCGUGUGAUGACUGUCAGUUUUCACAAAUAUGGUGAAUAUUUUCCGGGCACCGGUGAUUUACGUGACAUUGGUGCUGGCAAAGGAAAGUAUUAUGCGGUAAAUAUUCCAUUGCGUGAUGGUAUGGAUGAUGAUGCAUACGAAUCGAUAUUUGUACCAAUCAUAUCAAAGGUAAUGGAAACUUUUCAACCAUCGGCUGUUGUUUUACAAUGCGGCGCUGAUUCAUUGACCGGUGAUCGUUUGGGUUGUUUCAAUUUAACAGUCAAAGGUCACGGUAAGUGCGUUGAAUUUGUGAAAAAGUACAAUUUACCAUUUUUAAUGGUCGGCGGCGGUGGUUAUACCAUUCGUAAUGUAUCUAGAUGUUGGACAUAUGAAACAUCGGUUGCAUUGGGCGUUGAAAUUGCCAAUGAACUUCCAUACAAUGAUUACUUUGAAUAUUUUGGACCUGAUUUUAAAUUGCACAUCAGCCCAAGUAAUAUGUCCAAUCAAAAUACAACUGAAUAUUUGGAAAAGAUUAAGAAUCGAUUAUUUGAAAAUCUACGAAUGUUACCACAUGCACCGGGCGUUCAAGUACAAGCCAUCCCAGAAGAUGCGGUCAACGAUGAAAGCGAUGACGAGGACAAAGUUAAUAAGGACGAACGUUUACCACAGAGCGACAAAGACAAACGCAUCGCACCGGAUAAUGAAUUUUCCGAUUCAGAAGAUGAGGGUGAAGGCGGACGACGUGACAAUCGAUCAUACAAAGGCCAACGCAAACGGCCACGUCUCGACAAAUCCAGCGAUAGUAAACCAGCCGCCGAAGGUGAAGUAAAAGAUGAGAAGGACCAAAAACAGGAAACAAAUGAAAAUGAAACCGAAAAUAAACCACCAGAAGAGAAGAAAGAGCCAGCUGCUGUAGCGUGAUAAACUUAAACCUCUCUAAAGCAUAAGAAUAUUUAAAGAAAAAAAUCACAGAUAAAAAGAAGAAAAGUUUUCAUUGCGCUUUUUUAUUGAUGUUGUUACACUCAUAACUACAGACAUAGAAAAGCGCAAAGUAAUAUUUUUUUUUUAUAAAAAUGAACAAAAACAAAAUAAUGACAAUUUAUCAUACACAUAUGUGUAUGGUUUGCACAAUAGUGUGCUGCAUGAUUAAAAAAAACACAUUAGUUAGAUUCCAUUCUUUAACAUUUUAAGUUAAUAUCACAUCAUACAUCCAUAAAAAAAAAAUUGGAAUUUUAUUUUUCUGCUCAGAAAUUAUAUUCUCGAAAAUUAAAAUGUCGAUCCGUCGACGGUUGGAAUAUUUUCAUUUAUCAUCAUUCGUAUCGCAUAAAAUUUGCAUCGAAAAUCGAAGAAAAAGAGAGCACGGAGAUAAAUAAGAAUGACACAAACACAUUCGUUGAACUCAUACUCUUUGCUUUUCACAAGUACUCUACCUCAGCAUCUGGCAGACAACCACAACAUACCACAUUGCAUGUGUGCUUUUCUUAAAUCAAAUACUUUCAUUACACAUUUUGUAUUCUAAUUAUAUAUUUUUUAAAGAGAAGAAAAGAAAAUAACUUUCAAUGUCAUUGUGAUCUCGUUCACUGGAGAAAUGAAGAUAAAAAAAAAAAACAAAAAACACGUAACAAAACAUAUAAAAAUAUUCGAGGGCUAUUGAAAUUUUAAUGUAGAAAGUGAAAGAGAGAGAAAAUCAUAGCGAAAAGAGAUUUACAUUUUUUUAGUUUUAUCUUGACGUAUUACUUACAAUUUUACUAUUAGGAAAUGAAGAACACAAGGUAUAAAAAAAGAAUUUCAAAUAAAAACAACAUGGAAACAAUUCAAAUAAA
Contarinia nasturtii (swede midge) is the source of this 2685-nucleotide messenger RNA. It is a transcript of the gene HDAC1, whose product is annotated as histone deacetylase HDAC1. Lineage: Eukaryota; Metazoa; Arthropoda; Insecta; Diptera; Cecidomyiidae. Gene Ontology annotation, molecular function: histone deacetylase activity. The transcript is spliced from 5 exons. Bases 311 to 1783 code for a protein of 490 amino acids. The record is from RefSeq and is a predicted model, not a curated record.